Molecule: messenger RNA, 513 nt
Organism: Procambarus clarkii (red swamp crayfish)
Lineage: Eukaryota; Metazoa; Arthropoda; Malacostraca; Decapoda; Cambaridae
Source: RefSeq, a predicted model, not a curated record
AUGAAGUCGGUGAAACCGAAGACAGGGCAUCACGAGUUUCAGUACAAAGAACUGAAGACAAAAUGUAAAGGUUCAGGAAAGCCCCAGUUGCAAACAGCUGAAAUCAUAACCACUUCCCAUGAAUUCACACACCCAAAAUCAUUAACACCAAAGCCUUCAUUCAUGUCACCAAGCACAUUUCGGCCGCAAGAUAUAUCCUCAUCAUCAUCAUCACAUAGUUCAUUCAACAUACUUGAUCAUUCCACAUCAUCAUCCUCUGUAGUUUCAUCUCAUGUCCAAACUCCAUCGUCUUCAUCCUCACAUGGCUCAUUCCACAUAAAAGAUCAGUCUACAUCAACUUCACACGAGCAUUCCUCAUCUGCAACGUCAUCAUGUAAUCUUGAAAGUGUUCCACAGUCAACUCCUUCCAGACGACAGAGAGCGAAGAAACUGCGUAAAGGUCGGCGUAAGGCAAAGCCCAAGAACACUGGAGCCAGGAAACAACCAGGACGAAAAUCAAAAAAAGGAAAGUGA